Molecule: messenger RNA, 1313 nt
Organism: Cuscuta europaea
Lineage: Eukaryota; Viridiplantae; Streptophyta; Magnoliopsida; Solanales; Convolvulaceae
Source: the annotation of a GenBank genome assembly
GGCGGUCCCCACUCCAUAAGCUCAUAUUUAGCUGUGCCUGAGAAGCUCGUUGUUGAGGCGGAAUCCGAUGAAGAGGAGGAGCCUCAACAAGUCAUCGUUCCUGUGGCAACAACGGCUGCAGAGGGGAAAGGGCACGAAGCCCCCCCUCCAAAAAGGGUGAGAGUUACCUUUGGGCCUCAGCCAACUACGCUAGUGCAGGAGAAGCACAAGGGCGGACUCGUCGACCUGCUAGUCAAAUUGGACGGGUCCGAUGAGGAGGAGGAGCCCUGCCCCGCCGUUGCUGAUGUGGCCCCUAAGACUGUUGCGGGGAAAGAGCGCGGAGCCUCCUCCCCGGGCCGAGGGGAACAAGUCUCGAAGAAGGCCAAGGUCGCCCCCAAGUUUCAUUCCGCUGAGCAGGUGCAUGAGGGUGCGGAUGAGAGGAUGGCCGAACGGAUCAGCCAUGACACCCAGCAUACAGUUACUUAUGCCUUCCCAUCUUCGAGUGCCUCGAUUUUGCAUGAAGGCUUCCCGGUCGUGGAUUAUGCUUCAUCAAUCCUCCCACCAGGCGACCUCACCUGUACGACUUCCCAAGAGUUUCAUCCCCUCUUGGAGGGUUCCAUCCGAUCACAUAUUGAGGGGCUCGCCAAGACCAUCGGGGCACUCCACGCGGCCAAUCAUUCUCAGGUCAGGCUUCAGCGCGAGGCUGACGAAGCUAGGGUUGCCCUGUGGGCCAGCCAGAAAGCCUUCUCCGAGCUGCAGUCCUCGCGUGCACAAGAAUGUGAAGAAGCGUCCAAACAAGGAGCCAAGAAAGCGCUCUCCGAGUUCCAGGCACCUGAGCAGUUCCAGAAGAUCAUCUCUGCGAGGGUGCAAGCGGAACAGUCUGAACUAGUGCAGAGGUGGCUGACGACCCCCGACGGAGAGUAUUGGCGUGCUCGCGAAGUCCUCUAUGCUUUUCAGAGUGGCAAGUAUUUGAUGCAGCAGAAGAUGUGUGGCCGGUUGAAGGAUCUCGACCCUGACUUUCAUCCAUCCACACUGGGCCUUCCUGGUCGCAUGAAGAAACCCGUGGAGGCGAUAGCCCUUCUUCCCCCAGAGGCCGUCCGUCAGGAGGAGGAGCUUGGUAGUUCGAACGAAUGGGCCUGGUUCUUUCUGCCUGCUCCGGGGAACAUGACUCCUGUGGCCCCCGGCCAGGACUUGGUUGGUGUGUUAGAUGAUGUUCCCGAGGUUGAUGGCGAUGGGCCUGUCCAGCCAUGACCUUGUAUUUUGUAUUUCCUUUGUUUCCCACUUGAAUACUUUGUGGAUGUUCGAUUUUUAUUUCAUACGCCUCCUUUUCUAUA